Molecule: messenger RNA, 1767 nt
Organism: Microdochium trichocladiopsis
Lineage: Eukaryota; Fungi; Ascomycota; Sordariomycetes; Xylariales; Microdochiaceae
Product: cytochrome P450
Exons: 3
Coding region: 1-1767 (588 amino acids)
Molecular function (GO): iron ion binding; oxidoreductase activity, acting on paired donors, with incorporation or reduction of molecular oxygen; heme binding
Source: RefSeq, a predicted model, not a curated record
AUGGCAUCUCCUUCAUCGUCUCUGCUUGCCAAUACAUCCAGCAAUGCCGUCAGCGGCCUGUUGGGCAGCGCGGCCCAGCUUCUCAACAUCCUAGGGAUCAACAACUCAUCUCACAACUCUGGCGGUGAAGGUGGACAACUGCUUGUCACGAGCCUCGCGAGUGCCUCCGCCAUCGCCGUCGUCCUCGCGUUGCUCGUCCACCGUCUCAGCACCCCGCGCCUCGAUCCGCGCGAGCCGCCGCUCCUCAAGCCCACCAUCCCGCUCGUCGGCCACAUCAUCGGCCUGAUCCGGAACGGCGUCGACUUCUUCGUAACGCUCCAGCCCGCUUCGGCCAGCAGCACAGGGGCACGGCCACCACUGGCCAUCGCCACCUUGCCCAUGCUCAGCGGCAAGUCCUAUGCUCUGUGGUCCCCGACGCUCGUCCAGCAGGCUCUGCGGCACAAGAACCUCACCUUUGACGAGCUGAGCAUCAGUUUCGCCGCGCGCAUGUUUGGCGCCACCAAGGAGUCCACCGACAUAUUGCGCAGCCACGUCGGCUCCGAGGACCACAACCUCACCGAACAGGUCAUGGCCGCCAUCAAGCCCGCCAUGAUGGGGCAGAAUCUCUUGAGGAUGAACCUCAGCGCGCUGAACUACGUGGCCGACCAGCUGAAUGCAGUCGGGGACGGCGAGCUCAACGUGGACAACGUGUACAUGUGGCUGAGAGAGUUGAUGACCAUGGCCACAGCAGAGGGCUUGUACGGACACCAGAACCCACUCCGCGAACAGCCCGAGCUCAGCCAUCACCUCUGGGAGUUCGAGGGCAACCUCCUGCCGCUCUUUCUGGGCGUGCUGCCCAGCGUCAUCGCGCGGACGGCCACGCAGAGCCGCGAGAUCGUGCAGGCGGCCCUGAUCAAGUUCUACGGCGAGCGGCGCGACGAGGCCGACGACGUGGCCGCCAUCACCAAGAUCCGCGCCCACUGGUCGCGCGAGGCCGGCAUGACCAACGACGACCUCAGCCGGCUCGAGGCCGCGCUGCCCUUUGUCGCCACGACCAACACGAUCCCCACGCUGUUCUGGUUCUUUGUCAACAUCUGGCUGCGGCCGGACCUGGUGGCCAAGCUGCGGGCCGAGGUCGCGCCGCUGGUCGAGUUCAUCGAGGCCUCUCCCUCGGAUCAUCAGAGAAAGAAGGAUACGGUUUACAAGAGAAAGGCAGUCUUGGACAUUGGCAGGCUGGAGCAUGACCUGCCCUUGAUGGUCAGCUGCUACCGCGAGUCCAUCCGCCUGGCCAACCAGGGCGUGGGCAACCGCUACGUCAUGAAGGACGCAGUCCUCACCGACCACGACGGCACGCAGUACCUACUCAAGCAGGGCACCUUUGCCAUGUGGGCCUCCAAGUCCCUCCACUACUCCCCGAGCAUCUGGGGCGCCGACGCCGACGAGUUCGUGCCCGACCGGUUCGUGCCCGCGGCCCAGGCCGCCGAGGACGGCUCGACGCGAGGGCUGUCGCCGGCGCAGGAGAAGCAGCGCAAGCUCGCGUACAUCCCGUUUGGCGGCGGCAGGCACCUGUGUCCCGGCCGGAACUUUGCCUUUGCGGAGAACCUGGGCUUCAUGGCCAGCCUGGUCAUGGGGUUUGAGGUCGAGGGCCUGGACGAGGGCAAGUACCAGAUGGGGACUUCGAAGAUGGGCGAGGCGGUCUGUAAGCCGGCGCCUGGCAAGCAGGCUGGGCCGAUCCGGUUGACGCGGAGGGCCGGUUGGGAGGACGUCGAGUGGGGGUUCAGGUGCUGA